AUGAAGUUCUUUGCCACCAUUACUGCUCUCGUUGCAGCAGCUGUUGCUGCUCCAGUCGCAGAUGCUGAGGUUGAGGCCAGCAGCCCUAUGCUGAUUGAGCGCGCCGGCCCCGGCGGCAUCAACUACGUUCAGAACUACAACGGCAAUUUGGGCCAGUUCACCUACAACGAGAACGCCGGCACCUACUCCAUGUACUGGACCAACGGCGUCAGCGGCGACUUCGUCGUUGGUCUUGGUUGGUCGACUGGUGCUGCCCGCUCCAUCACCUACUCGUCCUCCUACACCGCCAGCGGAGGCUCCUACCUCUCCGUCUACGGCUGGAUCAACAGCCCUCAAGCCGAGUACUACAUCGUCGAGUCCUACGGCUCUUACAACCCUUGCGGCGCCGGCCAGUCCGGAGUCACUCAACUCGGUACCGUUGUCAGCGAUGGCGCCACCUACACCGUCUGCACUGACGAGCGUGUCAACGAGCCUUCCAUCACUGGCACUUCUACCUUCAAGCAGUACUGGUCUGUUCGUCAGACCAAGCGUACUUCCGGCACGGUCACUACUGGCAACCACUUUGCUUACUGGGCCAAGUAUGGCUUUGGCAACUCUUACAACUUCCAGGUCAUGGCUGUUGAGGCUUUCUCUGGUACUGGCAGUGCCAGCGUUACCGUCUCUUAG
Molecule: messenger RNA, 666 nt
Organism: Aureobasidium melanogenum CBS 110374
Lineage: Eukaryota; Fungi; Ascomycota; Dothideomycetes; Dothideales; Saccotheciaceae
Product: endo-1,4-beta-xylanase
Exons: 2
Coding region: 1-666 (221 amino acids)
Biological process (GO): xylan catabolic process
Molecular function (GO): hydrolase activity, hydrolyzing O-glycosyl compounds
Source: RefSeq, a predicted model, not a curated record